AGUUGAUGACUGAGGACAAUCUUCUGUUGAAAAAAUCAGAUGAAACUUACACCAUAUCGCCAAUCUUUGCUGUGCAGUUUAUUGUUUACUGCGUGAAAAAUAAUUUCAGGGAAUUAUUGUUUAUUUACAUGGAUUUUCACGGAUUAUACCCGACUAAUGGAAUCUGGAGGAAUGUGGCCUGGAUGUAAAUAGCUACCCAUGGUUUAAAAUGAUGAUUGGGUUCAGGAACUAUUCUAAAGAUAAAAAGCAUAUACUAGAAAUGAAUUUGACAACAGCUGAGAACAUUCUGAAUUUAUCUGGUAACGACCUGAAACAUCAGCUCUGCCAAACCAAGCCAUUGACUGUUCUAGCUACUAUUUUAACGUCUUCAUUGGAACUGAACAGGAUUGCUUUAUUUCAGGUUUUCAACAACGAUAUGUCAAGCAACUUGGGUUUUGAUGGGCAAACUUUGAUGAAUUCCUUGAAGCAGUAUCCUACACUGUACGCCGCCAUUUUUGACGAAGAAGAUUCAAGUGGAGAAAGAACUGUUUCUGCCGUUCAGCUACUACAGGAUAAUACAGACAUUGAUGCGAAAAAGCUUUUCAACUGGCGCCUGCAAGAUGGCUCUUCCGAAGAAAUUCCUGCACAGUGUGUUCCCAACUUCUCUUCGAAAGAUUUAGUGGAACAAUUCGGCGUGCGUGUCGAUAUGUCAUACAUUUAUUAUUUAAAGCAAAGAAGACCUGUGUAUGCAUAUAUUGUUUUCAUUUUGAGCUUGCCGAAUGGACCAGAAGAAAGAGAGCAAAGGUUAUCCGAGGCAUGCUACGAGGCAUGUGAAAUUGCUACAACUGACUUUGCAAACAACCCGGUUGCCUCGGCGUGCAUAUGUUUUUUAUAUUUACUUGGAAUGGAUACUUUGGCAUUGAAAGUCGACGUAGAAAGUGCAAAUUUUGUCCUUGAGCAUUGGGAGAAGAGAGAUAAUGAGUUGUAUUCGUCCGAUGAAAAGCUAAAGAAAUUUAUUGUUGCAUCACUGAAAGGCAAAGAAAAGGACAGGGCUGUUUUUCUUGGAAUGCUUGAAGAAUGCGUAGAGGCGGGUUUGCGCACGAAAAAUAUUGAAUUGUCAAGUUUUGCGGCGAUAUUGUCAUACCGAAUCGCCGUGCAGUUUGCUCAAGUCAGUAAUCUCCCUCCAUCUACAAAAAUCAUCGAAGAAACAAUAAAAGACGGAUGUUGGUUCCAUACCAUCGUUUAUAUUCAAAUGUAUCAAUUAAGGCCAUCGGAGAUUAUUCCUGCAUUAGAAAAAUCCAUGACGAAUACUGUUUUAUUGGACCAUAUGUGUGCGAUUGUUAAGAACGCAAAGGAGAUGAGAAAAACGGUGGAAGAGGCAAUGGAGCCGGAUCAAAGGCCAAAGCAAGUUAAAAAAGGAAGAAACACCGUCAAGAAAGCAGCUUUAGAGAAAGAUUUCCGUGCACAGUUUUAUUUUAAUCUGAACAAGAGAGCAACAGAAAGAACUGACCUUGUUUCCCCUACAAAAAGUGCCUCGCCUUCAUUAAACGAAAACAGACGUCGACGGGAGCAAGGUCUAGGUGGAGUGAGCAGUGGAAGUAGCGAAAGCAUUGAUGAGAAGCCAGUUGAGAAACCACCAAUUAAACUUGGCGAAAUACAGCCAUUAGACGACAUUCUUGAUAUUGUCCUCGAGUGUGAAGAAACCGGGUUCCCUUCACGUGUCCUCCUUAGAUACGCGCUGAAUUACUCCCAGCCAUUCCUAACUGUCCUUGCUGCCUGCUACAAGGAUUCUUGUCCACUGAAUUGUCUUUCUGUUUGGUUGAUAUCAAAUAUUGAAACAUUAAGAAGGAAAACCGUUUUUAGAAAUGUUCCAGAUUUAAUGCGAGCUGACUGGACUGUUCAAACGAUGCUUGAAUUGGUUUCUGAUUUGUUGUUUGAAGAAGCAAAGGCCAUCGUGGUUAUUGCCCAAGGCUUCAAGAUUUUCAUGAAGGAAAACCUGCUGUACCAUUUCUUUUUGUUCAUCGAAUCUUUCGCAGCAAAAGAGAGCGAUGACGUUUGCGGUCAGCAUCUAAAGGCGUUCAUCUCAAGGCUCGCGAAAGAAAAAGUCGGGGAUGAACCCUUUAUUGAGCAAUUUUUUCAUCAGAUGAUCCCUAUCAAGGUCCUCAUUGCCUUUCAGUCGAAAUUUUUCAAAAGGAAAUUGCUCCAGUACUUCAUUGACACUGAUCUCGGAAAGUUCCAAAGUCCAAAUCGUGCCUCCUACAUUAGACUUGCCAUGGUGUGUGAAAUAUCAAAGGAAACGGCAAUUUUGCCGGACUAUUUGAAGCUGGCUUCUGAAGUGAGGGAUUUGGCCAAUCAAGAAGAGAACCGAAUUUUUGACCAUCUUAUUUCCAAAGAGCAUCUUGAAAAAGCAGCAAAAUUAGCCGCCACGCUUGAUCUACCGUCUUGGAAAGUCGCCUAUUCUCAGGAGACAACUGAACUUAUAAGAAUGAAAGAUACGGGACUCUGGCUUAGCUGCGAGGCAAGAUUCGACUUUUGGAUGAAGUCCAACGAGAGGCUGCAUAAAUGCCGCUGUUCGCAUUCAGUAGCUGGAAGCUUCUAUGAGUCACAAGGUGUGAUUGAGGAAGACCUGCCAUUCAGUGAAAGGGCCUUGUUGCUAGCCGUGGCCCAUGAUUGGUUUCGUGAAUCCAAAGAAGCCCUUGGCAGUGAAAAGGAGAAGAGUGAAUUGGAGGCGAAGUUAAAGGAAUUAGAGAAAAAACUCUGGUUGUUAAAAUUGAAUGCAGAAGUUGAAAAGUUAGACGAGGAAAACAUUGCUGGUCCCGAAGACCCAUCGCUGGCAAGAACGAUUCAGCUGUGCAACGCAAAGAUUUUCGAGUUCCUUGGCGAAAAGAGAAACAAAGAAAGUUUUUCAGGCUUCCAUGAUUCUUCGCAAACAAAUCUACUAAUAAGUAAAGAGCUUUCUGGGAAUGAAAUAGAAGGCAACUCAGCUGACUGGAGCCAACGAGAGAAUCAUGCAUUUGAGAUUAUGAUUGGACAGUUAAUUGAUGACUGUGAAAUCGACCAAGCACAGCGAGUAUCGGUGUUAUUCGGGAGAACCACACCUGACCUUUAUUACAUCCUGUCUGCAAUUGCUUUGGCACAAGGCACAAAGCAAGUUGAAAAUCUAGAGGAAGAUAUCAAACGCCUGCUUGCAAAGACUCCUAAACGUAGUCUCUCACUGUCAAGCAGCUAUGACACGGUUGUAUCGUUCAAUCGAGGAGUAAGCACAGUUGAGAGCACGGCCAGCCCAGGGCUAGUGAUCUCAGACUGGGUGAUUGUCGAAGAGGCUCAAAACGCGAUCGAGAAGCUAAUGUCAACGUGCACCAGAGGUAGAAAAUGCUGUGAACGCAUUUUGAUUUGCUUCAAAAUAUCAAAGAUGCUUUCUAUCACCUAUAAAGAAAUCGUGUCUUGGGAUCCAUUUAGAGUUCUACGGCUGCUCGUCUACAGCGAUAUGGACCAACAAAGACAAAUCUGCAGGCAGUACAUAAAGACGUUUGACCUCAAAGAUGAAGAGGUUGCAGCUUUCAUUGCAAAGAUUGUUAUCAGAGUUAUCAAGUCAAAAGCAAAUAUUGAACUCAACACACUCACAGUACAAGAGUUUACAGACACAACGAAACUCAACCCGAACGAAAUAACACGCUUGAUGCAACUCGUGCAACAACCCUCAUCACUUGGAACCUUCCUGUUAGAAGAAGCUAGGGGUAUGGCAGCAACUGUGCAUGGGGAGACAGAUUUGAAUAUUUUAGAAACGCAAGUAGAAUUGCUGAUCAGAGCUCAUGAUAGUUUCACGCUUUCAUGCAACAUGGAAGGCAUUUCAGAGGUACUCCGUACCGCGCGCGUUUGCAUGUUGCAGUUGGUCGAAAACAAAGCUUAUUCGCUAAUGGUACGAAUUUUGACAGGAAUUGGUAGAUUUAAAGAAAUGUCGUACGUUUUUGAAGCCCUGGCAGAAGCACACCAUUUUGAACUACUUUUCCGCAAAGAUAUUGACAAGGAGGCGCAGUUGAAAAGUGCCUUGUUGGAGUACAUCAAGACGAACCAUCCAAAUGAUACAGAAAAAAUGGACAUGCUAUCGAUGCGCUUUGGCAUGCAUAGAGAAGUUGGGGAGCAACUAGAGGAGACAGGGGAGAAGCAAAUCCUUGCUUUGAGCAGCAAGUUUUCAGGUUCAUUAAAGGAUUUGGAAUCAGAGUUAAAGUCAGUGAUGAAGACGUUUUCUUAUGCAGCCGAUAACUUCAGAAAGGUGAAUUGCUUAAGGCAGUGUGCACGUUGCAAGAGAGUGGCUCGCUUAGCUGAAUUGCAAAUUCGACUUUUGCCCACUGGAAAGAAGGUGAUCGGACUUCGAAAUGAAAGCCUUAAAAAAUUUCUAACAAGUCAUGAAGAUUUUUAUGAGGCCCUCAUUAUUGCAGAUGGAUAUAAUUUAACAUCCACUUCCAUAUGGGUAGAUCCUCUUUUCGAAAGGGUUGUUCAGAAAGGAGAGAUGAAUUAUUUGAAACAAUAUCUAUCUCUGUAUCAGUUGACUGGUUCUGUGGUAUCUGACAUUGUGACAAGAUUUGGAUCUGAGCGAAAAACAAGCAGUAUGGGUGAAAAUUUGCGGAAGAUGCUGCUUCAUUUGAAGGAUGUAAAAUUAAGGUACAAACUUGCGCAUGACUUAAGCUUUAAUGACAUAGUCAAUGACCUCUUAAAGGGUCCACAGGGUGCAUUUCUUAAGGACUCUCUGUUUAUUCACUGACGUUGAACUUACUUGCUACAUUCAUAGGCGCAUAGAUGUUUUGUAUCGACAACCCAAUGACAAAUAGUCAAGAAGCUUUGAUAGAUAACUGAAGCAAAAAUGAUAUGUUAGCAAUUCAUUAAAUAGUAUCUGAUAUUUGAUGCUGCAUGAAAUUUAUUUUUUCAAUUUUAAGGCUUUAAUAAGAGUAUUGGCAAUGUAAAGCCUGGUUUCCAUUAACAGCUUUAGGCAAAAUAUCAAUUGUAGCAAUCUCUACCAAAAAUUAUAUUGGCUCGUAUCAGCUAACAAGCUAUCACAUGGACCCUACAGACUAUUUAUACAGUCACAACAAGAACACAUUUCAAACUCACUAGCAUGCUUGCAUCUGAAUUCUAUUGUAACCUCCAUUUCGUAAGACUACCAAUUUUUACCCUCUUGGUACUGAAUAACCACAGAAAUACAUCAUUUUUCCUUACAAUUAACCUGACAAAUCAUGAGUCAACCAGACAUCUGUCAUGUUGACAGAUAACCAGUAAAUCAUCACAGAUAAUCUCCUAUCAAUUAAAACACAAUGGAAUAAUAUUCCAGGACAUCAUAAAUUCUGAUUUACACCAAUUUUGAAUGCUGAUUUCCCAAGUUGAUAGCAUGCAACGCCAAUUGAUUUUGAUCUUAUUUCCAAAUUGAGACGUCUGCAUCAGUCACAGCAAGUCAUACUCUUAUAGAAAGUACAUUGACAUUUGGAUAUAUGAUAAUGGAUAAAUAAAGAUGGAAUAUUUUGCAGAUUUUCUAGUUAUAAUUAAUAGAUUUCAAUUUUAGUAAAGCUUAGUGAAAGAAUAAAUUUGUAAGAUAUUGAAUAUUAUCUGAUAUUAUGACCAGAUUAAUUUUUGUAAUAAAUUCUUAUGAGAAUAACAUUUUUGAAUGGACAUGUGUAAUUUUUUUGACACCAUCCUGAACAUCUGUCAGGCUAUCAUCAUCAUCACUAGCAUCAAAGGGAACUACUUUAAAGGAUAUUUAAUUUUUUCAAAUCGGUUUUGCCAACCAGACAUUGUCACAAUGACCAUCAACAUCUGCAUCAAUCAUUAU
Rhopilema esculentum is the source of this 5800-nucleotide messenger RNA. Its product is annotated as spatacsin. Lineage: Eukaryota; Metazoa; Cnidaria; Scyphozoa; Rhizostomeae; Rhizostomatidae. Gene Ontology annotation, cellular component: cytoplasm. The record is from RefSeq and is a predicted model, not a curated record.